Molecule: messenger RNA, 3505 nt
Organism: Menidia menidia (Atlantic silverside)
Lineage: Eukaryota; Metazoa; Chordata; Actinopteri; Atheriniformes; Atherinopsidae
Source: the annotation of a GenBank genome assembly
AUGCUGAUAACCCUCUGCUACGUCUACCUGUGGGUCCGCUUCCACCGGUGCUACUCGGUGCUGAUCCGCCACAGCCUGUCCAGGCUGCACUGCUCCAGCAGCAGCUUCUGCCUCAGCUUCUGCUCCCGCUCCGCCCCGGUAACGGCCCCGGUACCGGCCCCGGCCCCCGGACCGGGGCCCCGCGCACAGGCGGGCCGGCCCGGACCUCAGCCCGCCGGGGACACCGUCUUCCUGGAGCUCGGGGACAGGACGGUGUACGUGACGGAGCCUCAGGUCGGGCUUUGUCUGGGGGGCUUCGGCCGGGAGGGCGUGGGGCGGGAAAGCCGCUUCGUUAAUGUGUGUGAUGACCUUAGCAAAUGGACUGUUUUGGGAUCCACUCUGGUUUGUGGUCCACGAAUAGAGAAUAUUUCAUUCAUCAUUGAAGCUGCAGGAAAAGGAGAGGGAUGCCCCUCUUCUUCCAACGCGCAUAAAAAAUGCGGCGUGCCGGCUGCUGCUACUGGAACAUUUCCAGAGCGGGCGCUGACGGCCGGCCUUUGCUGUGUGCAGGUGCUGAGGUGGUCAGACUACUGCCUCCCCCUGGCCUGCAGCCCUGGGCAGCCAUUCAGAGCAGUGGCUCUGGCAAGUGUGGAGAACUUCACCCGCCUCGGGGUAGCAUUUAUUGAAGAUCGCCUUCAGCUGGACAACGGACUGGUGCCUUCCAAGAUAGUCCCUGUCCUCCUCCAGGGGCGCACUCUGAAGGACUUGUUGGAGAAGCAGUGUCUACAGACUGAGAGCCCAGGCCCUCUGUGCUGCCCCCCCCCUGAGCUCUCGCCUCAGCACCUUCUACCCCACCAGCUCCAGCUGGCGUGCCGUAAGGGCAGCCUGCACAUGAUCCCUGACAUCCAGAGGAUAGAGGGCCGGCGCGGGUCAGAGCCUGUCCCCAGCUGUCCGGCUCUGGGCUCAGACGUUCACCUGGAGGAGCUCUCCUCAGCGAGUGCUCACCACAUGGAAGGCCAUGGACACAACCUCCAUCUGUCCAGCUGCAACGAAUGCCUGGAGCUGGAGAACAGCACCAUCCUCUCUGUGAAAUAUGCCUCAGCGGAGAACAUCCCGGACCUGCCUGAUGAUGCCUCUGUGGGUCAGGGCAGUGUGGGUGAGGAGGAGUGUGAGGCCAAAGAACGCCCGUCUCCAAGUGCUGGAGCUGACUGUAAGAGCAAACCCCCAAAUGUUCUGGUGUACACCUGUGGCUGCCAGGAGCGUUUCCAGAGAGUCCAGCAGCUUUUGCUAGAGUGCCUAAAUAUGGAAAACAUCAUAAUAUAUCACCUGCAACCACAACAGGUCAGCGACCCCUGGCUGGACAACGCCAGGCUCCUCGUACUGGCUGAAGAGGAAGCCCUAACCCCUGAGCUCCAGACACGUUUUCUUACCUACCUAAACCAGGGCGGCAAAGUCCUGGGGCUCUGCUCCACCCUGUGCCCAGCAGGGCUCCAUUUGGAGGUCAGGAAGGGGCAGCAGAUGCAGAUCCGAAAGCUGAGUUUCACCAGGGAGGACAGCACAGAACUGGAGCUGAGUGCACUGGCAAGUGGAAAGGCCUACAUCCGGGACCCUCAGGGCGGGGGGGAGGUGGAGCUCUGGGGCGAACUGAAGGCUGACAUCACACAUCAGCGGGACAUGGUGAUCGUGAGGGUGACCCAUGGAGAAGACGGUGGGGAGGCCGUUCUCUGUCAGGUCCACUUUGAUGUCACGUCUGACUCCUUCCCUUUGGACUCAGGAGGUCCUGAUGACCUGAAGCCCGGCAGUGCACUGCGAUGUGAAGUCCUAACGGAGAUCCUCUCCUCUCUGGGUCUCAGUUGUGAGCCAAAUCCGACUCCAGUCCCAGGUCCAGUCCACCUCCUCGCCACCUGUCAGGAGGCAAAGGCCAGUUUCUUGAACUGGCUGCAGGCUCGUGCAGAUCAAAGUGCAGACCUCACAUUCCCCAAGGCCUCCUUCAGGCUGGUGUCCCCCUCUAAGGCCGGUGACGCUGGCCUGCCCCCCGGGGGCCGCCUGGCCCUGGUCACAGACUCCACAGAGACCAGCGACUGGCCAGAGUUCAGUUUGGAGACCUACCGUAAAAACCUGAGGACCAGCCAUCUGGGACAGGUCCUGCUGUAUGCAGAGGUGGUCACCUCCACCAUGGACCUGUUGGAAGGGAUGACCGUGCACUUGCCAGACGAUGUGGGUCUGAUAGCAGUAGCCGCCCAACAGAGCCAGGGCAGAGGUCGUGGCAGGAACGCCUGGCUCAGCCCACUGGGCUGUGCCAUGUUUACGCUGAGGGUCCGAGUUGAAUUGAGCUCCAAGCUUGGACAGAGGAUUCCUUUCCUGCAGCAUCUGGUGGCUUUAGCAGUGGUAGAGGCGGUUUGCACACUUCCUGGAUACCAGGACAUAGACCUGAAGGUGAAGUGGCCCAAUGACAUCUACUGUGGUAACCUGACCAAACUGGGGGGGGUACUGGUGACCUCCACACUUCUGGGAUCUACCUUUCAUCUGCUCAUAGGAUGUGGCUUUAAUGUGACCAACAGCAAACCAACAAUGUGCAUCAAUGAUGUAAUCCUGGAGUACAACAGAAGGAAUAACGGCAGCCUGGCUGCCCUCAGCUGCUCCCAGCUCAUCGCACGGACAGUUAGCUGCCUUGAAGCCCUCAUCAGCAGCUUUCAGCAGGGCGGCCCAGACACUGUCCUGCCCAUCUACUAUAAGAGAUGGCUUCACAGUGGGAGCCAGGUGCGUCUUUGGAGUGAGGACGGGCCGAUGGCUGAGGUGGUGGGCCUGGAUGACAAUGGCUUCCUACAAGUACAAAGUAAAGAGCAAGGCCUGGUGUCAGUGGAGCCUGAUGGGAACUCGUUUGAUAUGCUGAAGAACCUUGUGGUCAUCAAACAGCAUUUGGGUCAAACUCAGUCCAGUCCAGCACAAAGGCAAUGAAAAGAGCUUUGGACACGCUAAACACAUUCUACUGUCAGAGGGAAAACACCAGAAUGAUCUACCAUUCAGUCCCUCCAGAUUUGCACAUUCUCAUAUUUUGUGUGAUUAAAGCUGUUUAUGUUGGAUUUUAUUUGAUGGUUGUAUAGUCGAUGGGCUCCGUCUAAAAGAGUAUAUUUACAUCUAGAUUAGAACUUCAAUGUCUAUUUUUAUUUAGCUGAUGGAGACCCACACUAAAAGUAUGAAAAGCAGUUUGAGCCUUUUCAUUCUCCUCUCUUCAUCAGUGACAGGUAAGAAGUCUGUGGUGAAUUGUAAAUAGGAAUAUAGUGAUCCGAACUCCACCUAUUAGCAGCUUUUUCAAUUUAAGCAGUGGAUUCCAAGCAUUAAAGUGUCUCACUGUCACCAAGUGAACAAAAAAUUAGCUUGACUGUUCACUGCUUAUUUAAAAUUUUCAACGAUAAAAAAACUUUUGCAAUUAUAUACUGAUGUAAAAUCCAUCUGAUUUCAUGGUCAGAUAACCAUGACUUUUACAGUUUGUGUCACUGACCAUAAAUAAAGUUUCUAUUGGAUUGUG